AUGCUGGCCCUUGCCUGCUUGAUGCAGCUGGCUUGCGCCGUGGCCAGUGACCUGCCGUCACUCCUUGUGGCCAUGCUGGCAAGGGAUGAGGAACAGCUGCUGCGGAAGCAUUUGCCUCUCUGGCGUGACAUCGGAGACUGCUUUGUCCUGGGUCUGGACUCCAGGAACCAGGACGCGUCCGAAGAGAUCGCCUCGGAGCUCCUGGUGCCGAAGCCGGCGCAGGUCUUCCACUUCGACUUCGAGGGCUUCGGAUCGGCAAAGACGCGGCUCCUGCAGGAGUGCCACCAGAGAUUCCCCCUGGUGCACUACGUGCUGCUGGUGGAGCCGGACAUGUUCCCAGUGGUCAGCACCUUCCACCGGGAGGCCUUGAGCCAGCGAGAGUCGGUCUAUGCCAUCCACAGGUCUGGGAAGGAGUCGCGAGGCGAGAGGUUGGCCGAUUGCGUCUUUCGCAAUGACGGACUGUGGCACUUCAAGUUUCGGGUGCACGAAACCCCGGUCCGCCGGGCAGAAGGUUCUGGAGUGCCGGAGCGCAUCAGCGACACCGGGUGGUCAGUGGUUGAGAUCUCUGGGAGCGUGCGGGAUGGACAGUCCAGGGCUCUGAAGGUGAGAGAUGAGCUGAGAUUAGUGAAGGAGGACUUGAAAGACUAUCCCGGACAUCCUCGGCUGACCUACUAUGCCGGAGCCCUGCGCUACGAUUUGGCCAUGGAGCUGCGCGAAGAGGGCGACGGUCCCAAGAUCCAGGCGCUGGCCAAGAAGGCCGUCAAGGUCUUGGCGCGGCGCUCCCGCGAGGGCGCUGGCAGUGAGGAGCACACGCAGCAGCAGUCGGCCGCCGCGUACUUCUGCGCUCGGUCCUACUUGGACUUGCUGGGCAACAAUCAGAAGGCAGAGCAAUGGUUUAGAACUACCAUGAAGCUGGAGCCGGACUUUUUGUAUGCAAGAGUGGCGCUGAUCCAGAUGCUUUUUAGGCAGCAGCGGUUCUCAGAGGCCUUCAAGGAGGCAGUGGAUGCGACAAAGCUUGGCCGCCCUCGGCUUCGACUCUUCAUGGACAGCGGGCCGCUUCAUGUGUGCGACAUCCCGCUUCUCUCCAGCAAGGCCAUCUACUACAUGUACAUCAAUGCAACGCUUAGGCCUGAGCUGCAGAGCCACCCCGUCUGGCCGCAGCGGGCCCGGCUGCUGGCCGCCUCCGCGGCCUGCGAGCUGGCCGGCGGGGACAGCGCGGAGAGGAGCUAA
Effrenium voratum is the source of this 1230-nucleotide messenger RNA. The record is from the annotation of a GenBank genome assembly. Lineage: Eukaryota; Dinophyceae; Suessiales; Symbiodiniaceae.